GGAAUAUUUUAGAGGUAGAUAUAGACUACCUUGAGAGGUUGCAUGAAAAACAUAAUGAGUUGCCGUUCUUACCGGAUCGCAGGACGGUCCACAAGGUCGAGAAAUUGGUACCGAAAUUGGGGAAUCAACGUGGAUAUGUGGUUAGAGCUCCUCACCGAUCCCAAUAUGGUCCUGAUAUUUGAAAAGGUAUCCUAGGAGGUAUAACCCAGGCUGUAAACGAUGUGCCAAGGCUAACAAUAAGUACAUGGGAGACCAGUAUAACCCGGAUGAGGAGUCCUCCCACCUGCAAUAUUUGGAUGCCAACAACCUAUACGGAUGGGCAAUGCGUCCAGACCCGCCAACGGAUGGCUUCAAAUGGGUAUCCGACGUCAAGGCCUUUACAGAAAAGCGAAUCGAGAAGCUCGUUAGGGACAAUAAACAUGGGAAUAUUUUAGAGGUAGAUAUAGACUACCUUGAGAGGUUGCAUGAAAAACAUAAUGAGUUGCCGUUCUUACCGGAUCGCAGGACGGUCCACAAGGUCGAGAAAUUGGUACCGAAAUUGGGGAAUCAACGUGGAUAUGUGGUAAAUAUCAGGGCCCUUCACGAGGCUAUAAGGCAUGGGCUUGAACUGAAGAGGGUGCACAGGGUUAUCCAGUUUAACCAGAAGGCAUGGUUUAAAGGGUAUAUAGAUCACAACACGAGGUUAAGAACGGCUGCCAAAAACGAUUUCGAGAAGGACUUCUACAAGCUCAUGAACCUCUCGGUAUUUGGAAAGACCAUGGAGAAUAUCCGGAACCACUGCAACAUUCAGCUGGUCACCAACGAGGUCAACUAUACGAAGCUCGUCAUGAAACCAAAUUUCAAGGGUGGAAGCCGGUUUAAUAAGCACCUCUUAGGAGUAGAAAUGGGUAAGACGGAGGUGAAGAUGAACAAGCCAGUGUAUAUAGGCCAGGCAAUCUUGGACCUCUCAAAGCUGAUCAUAUACGACUUCCACCACGAUUUCAUGCAGCCCAAAUAUGGUAGCAAGCUGCGGCUUUGUUACAUGGAUACAGACAGCUUCGUUUACCACAUACGAACAGAGGACUUUUAUCGUGACAUUGCGCAGGAUGUCGAGACACGUUUUGACACGAGUGCCAAUAAUCCGGGUGAUAAUAGGCCUCUCCCCAUAGGGAAAAAUAAGAAGGCCGUGGGUCUCAUGAAAGACGAACUAAGUGGUAAAAUCAUGACUGGGUUCAUCACCCUAAGGGCUAAGCUAUACGCUUACGUGAGUCUAAUGAAGAAGGGCGGUGAUUGCAAAGCGAAGGGCAUAAAAAGACGUGUUACGAAUAAGUCAAUCACGUUUGACGACUAUCGGAUAUGUCUGGAAGAGGGCGUUGAUGUCUACAAAAGGCAUGUCUUGAUUCAAAACAAGAACCAUCAAAUCUACACCCAAAAGGUAUCGAAGUUAGUCCUUAACAGGGCGGAUGACAAAAGGCUUGUGCAACCUGACCACAUUGCGCCGCUUGCCAGGGGCUAUUACCGCCGGGUGUCUGACCGGGAAUAA
This is a messenger RNA of Hydractinia symbiolongicarpus, 1522 nucleotides long. RefSeq lists its product as uncharacterized. Lineage: Eukaryota; Metazoa; Cnidaria; Hydrozoa; Anthoathecata; Hydractiniidae. The coding region runs from base 245 to 1522 and encodes 425 amino acids. The record is from RefSeq and is a predicted model, not a curated record. The transcript is spliced from 2 exons.